Messenger RNA from Fusarium redolens, 774 nucleotides. RefSeq lists its product as uncharacterized. The coding region runs from base 19 to 774 and encodes 251 amino acids. The record is from RefSeq and is a predicted model, not a curated record. NCBI's taxonomy places the organism in Eukaryota, Fungi, Ascomycota, Sordariomycetes, Hypocreales, Nectriaceae. The transcript is spliced from 2 exons.
GUUGCUUUCUGUGCUAAAAUGGAGCACACCGCGUCUGAAUAUACACAUCGCCGUCUACUCAUCGGUCCUGUCAGUGCACAGCGACCAGAUGAGAAGAUGGCUCUGGUCUCGCGACAGGUCCCAAGUCCCGAUGAAAGGAACCAAGAGCACUGGGCUCAGACCUUUUUCCAGGUCGCCAAACGAGAUGGUAUCAAAGCUGAGAUCAAAACCAUCAUAUCGACCGAUUUGCCCAAAUUCGAGGCACAAGACUACUCUCGGUACUUUCACCCAGGCAGACCGAUCCGAAAGCCUCGGGACCAGGAUGAACGAGGAGUCAAGAAGGUCAAUGAUGUCUUUGACACGGACAACCCUGUCAAAAGUUCACCAAACCUUUUUUUCAUUGGCAUGAUGGCAUCCGGCUUAGCUGUUAGAGUGAUGCCUGGAGAGGAGCUCGUCGAGCUCGGCAUACCAAUGAGAGAAGAAGAGAAGCAACAAGACCAGCAGGGCAAAGGGCCAAAGUACUACUGGCAGAGUGGUCGCCUGACUGGCGUCGACGCAGCAGCAGAGGCCGGUAUCGCCAACCUGAGUAUGAGUUCCCACUUCCUGCAGCACCCACGCCCUUUGGCCGCUGGUGUUGGUUGGAGUGGCCACGACCGCUUCCGACAAUUUCAACUCCACGGACGUCAUAUCAAGCGUGAUAUUGUCGAGAAUGAGCCAUUCAGCAAGACGUUGCAGGCUACCUUGACUCUUGCCACUGAGACUGACGGAGCAACGACAACUAUUCCACAGAUGUAA